AUGUUAAUAAUAGUGAUUUUCAUGUGUGUUGAACAGUUCACUUUGCGUCCAUAUACUCGUCUUGGAUUAGAUAGGUCCGUUAUUCCAAGUCAGGUGUCUUCCUCAGAAUUCAUUGAUGAGUUAAUUUCAGACAUUCCGGAGGUUGUAGAUGCUGCCCAUUGUGUUAGUCAGUUGUGGCACCAGUCCGUGAUCAAACCAAGAGAUAAUGCAGUUUUGGUUGAAGAGCCAUGGUACAAUGAGAAUACGCUUCCCGGUUGUUUGGAAAAUGCAAGGAGAGAUGUCUUGGAGAUGGUUCUUUUAGGGACUGGAUCAUUUCAGACAUCUAAAUAUCGCAAUGUCACUUCUAUCCGUAUCAAUCUUUUAUCCAAAGGAGGUCUACUUUUAGAUUGCGGUGAAGGAACCCUGGGACAUCUAAAAAGAAGAUAUGGUGUAGAGGGUGCUAAUAAUGCUGUGAGAGAUUCUAGCUGUAUUUAUAUUUCUCAUAUUCAAGCUGAUCAUACCGCUCUACAACGUGAUUUGUUCAAGGGACUGCCGCACGAGCCAUUACUUGUUGUUGGACCGAUAAAGCUUAAGUUCUUUUUUGAUGCAUACUAGAGACUCGAACAUUUAGAUUUGCAGUUCCUUGAUUGUAAGCACACCAUAGAAGCAUCUUUACUUGCUUUUGGGUCUCGUGUCGAGGACAUGAGCAUUAAAAAUACAGAUAGGUAAUUGGCAGAGAGAGUUGAUUCCAAUUUAUUUGCUAAAAGAUCCCGUAUGCAGAGCUAUUGGAAAAGGCCGGGUAGUCCUAUUGACAACAAUGCAGUUCCAACUGUAAAGAGCUUGCAAAAAGUGCUUAAUGAAGCUGGCAACCAUAGCACAACGCAGGAAGCCAUAGAAGUUGGAAACUCUGCGGGAGUUUAUCGUAUCAUCCUCACCCACUUCAGCCAGCGAUAUCCGAAAAUCCCAGUAUUUGAUGAUAUACACAUGCAUAAGACAUGCAUUAGAUUUGACAUUAUGAAUAUUAACAUUGCUAAUUUUCCUGUGGCCCCAAAGGUACUUCCAUAUUUGAAACUGCUUUUUAGAGACGAGAUGAUUGUUGACGAGGAAGAUGAGUUGAUAAAGGCUGCAAGUGUGGCUUCUUGA
This is a messenger RNA of Malus domestica (apple), 1122 nucleotides long. Lineage: Eukaryota; Viridiplantae; Streptophyta; Magnoliopsida; Rosales; Rosaceae. The record is from RefSeq and is a predicted model, not a curated record.